UCUAUUUUGCUGGUGCUCAUUUGCGCUCCUUGUGCUGCCUUUCUUUGUCUACUGCUGAAGGUAUGGGUUCAUGCUCGGAAUGCUCCCAACCCAGAAACUUGUGCACCCGGCCAUCUAGAUAUUGUACAGAGUUUUCUGUCAAGAUGUUGGCAGAAGAUUUCGAAGAAUAUUCUAUUCUCCCUUGCUGUUACUAUACAAGGAUUAAAUUUUUAUGUCCAUCAAAAAUAAUGAAAGCUGUAGGUAGACCAGCUCCCCACUUGCAUGCACCUGAUGAUGUCUUCACAACACAUCAUCUAUUAUUGCAUGAUUGCGAUACAUACUUUUCCAUCGAAGGACCUUAUUAUUUGUCCUUGUUAGAAGCAUUUCGUAUCACUGCUGGAGAUACGAUCAAAUUUUCAUAUGAUGAAGAUGAAGACAUCUUUAAUGUCUCCGUAAUUGUUGGAAUAGAUCAACCAAAAUAUUGGUUUGGAUUCCCUGAGUGCCAUAACCUACCCGCUGAUUCUGAAGAAGCGUUCCGUAGCACUUUUUUCAUGGAAGCAACAGUUUUUUCCCAAGCAGAAAUGAACAGACUUGUCACUCGCUAUAGGGAGUACAUGAGUAGUCAGCAUUAUCACAACAAUGCUCCUAAUUUCAUUAUUCACAGGCUAGUGAGUAGUGAAUACGCCUGUUGGGUAGUUCCAUUCGAAGCUAUCAAAAGUAAUGUUGUUCUAAAAAGGAAGGGCGAUUGUAUUUAUGCAUACAAUCAAUAUUCUGUCCAAGGAACUUACAAAAUAAGAGAUGAUGGCACUAUCAUUUUCCGUGAACACUGGGCUGAUUUACGGGUGGACAACAACAUAUUACCAGGAGACUUAUUCAUUGCAAGGGUGGUGGCUAAUAGAAGUUACAUAGGACUGGAUAUUCAUAUUAUUUAGAAAGAGAAGAAUUUCUUCUAUUUAUAAUAGUAGUUUUUUUCUCUAUUUUUUUUGUAAUAAUUUUAAUCUUUUUUUUAGAGUUGUAGUUCAAGAAGAUUGGUAUUUUUAUUUCUCCAACUUGUAAUAAUUGUUAUUUUUUUGUUUUCUACAACCUUAGUAUUUAUUCCAUGUAUUCCCUAAUUUAUUUCACAACCCAAGUUGUGUUUCCUUAAUUUUUUUUAUCUUGUUGGUACAACUGUAAUCCAAGUAUUUCUGUGGUUUGUUUUCCUUCUUGUAACCCGUCAGUUUUAUGUUCCAUGCAGUCACAUAGGUUGUCCCAAUAUAGUAAUGUAUUUUUUGUUUCCUCCUAAUCAUGUGUUUUUGUUCCUUAAGUUUUUGUUCCAACAUAUUGUUGUUUUUGUUCCUA
This is a messenger RNA of Lolium perenne, 1317 nucleotides long. NCBI's taxonomy places the organism in Eukaryota, Viridiplantae, Streptophyta, Magnoliopsida, Poales, Poaceae. The record is from RefSeq and is a predicted model, not a curated record.